Messenger RNA from Iphiclides podalirius (scarce swallowtail), 567 nucleotides. The record is from the annotation of a GenBank genome assembly. Lineage: Eukaryota; Metazoa; Arthropoda; Insecta; Lepidoptera; Papilionidae.
AUGCUGAUGGUGGACGUGGUCAGGUUCCUCACGGCGAUAUUGGCGUGCGUCGUGGUCAACAAACUCAACAGGCGGAGCGUUCUAUUCAUCGGAAUUUCCGUCAGCGUCGUGUCCCUGCUUACCGCCGCCGCGCUCCUCUACCUGCGCGACGGCGGCCACAUCCCCGAGCGGUACAAAUGGGCGCCAGUAGUGCCGACACUGCUGUACAUCUUUGGCAAGACGCUGGGCAUUCUGCCCAUACCGUGGGCGAUCGCGGGCGAGAUCUUCCCGCUCGCCUACCGCAGCAUCGGCAGCGGGAUAUCGGGCAUGUUCCUCUCGAUCACCUUCUUCGUCGUGGUGAAGACCGCCCCGGAAUCUUUCAACCAGAUCGGUGUGAGCGGCACCUUCUGCGUGUACGGCAUAAGCAUCGCGAUAUGCGGCCUCUUCUUGUACUACCUUCUGCCUGAAACGAAAGGCAAGACUCUGUACGAGAUAGAGUGCCAUUUCAGGGGGGAGAAGGAAGCGCUCUCUAAGGCCGAGGUCUGUGAGAAGGACAAGAUGCUGGAGUUGAGGAGGGUGGAAGAGGGU